Messenger RNA from Mya arenaria, 1290 nucleotides. Its product is annotated as riboflavin transporter 2-like. NCBI's taxonomy places the organism in Eukaryota, Metazoa, Mollusca, Bivalvia, Myida, Myidae. The transcript is spliced from 2 exons. Gene Ontology annotation, biological process: riboflavin transport. Gene Ontology annotation, molecular function: riboflavin transmembrane transporter activity. Bases 1 to 1290 code for a protein of 429 amino acids. The record is from RefSeq and is a predicted model, not a curated record. Gene Ontology annotation, cellular component: plasma membrane.
AUGGCUUCCAAGUGUUGUGAUAACGUGUCCCUGCUGGUCUGCCUAAUCAUUAUCAUGUUUGGUAUGGGCUCCUUGAUCGCUCUCAAUGGGAUCUGGGUGGAGCUGCCCCUCCUCGUGGACCAACUUCCGGAGGGCUGGAACCUCCCCUCGUACAUGGCCGCAGUCAUCCAGAUCUCCAAUACCGGGCCCUUAACCUACACACUCACUAAAGCCUGCUGCCCGAGCAGAAAUUUUCAGAGACCGGUCGUGUACGCGAUGAUGAUUAUUGGAUCUACUGCGUCUUUAUUGCUGGCGUUCUUUUGGACGCGGACGUCCGUCAUUGGUGGCUUGGAGCACAGCACGGCCCUGCUUGUGUUGAUGUUCUUUCUAUCUUUCGUUGACUGUACGUCGUCAGUCGUGUUUUUACCCUUCAUGAAUGUAUUCAAACCGGAGUAUAUGGCGUCAUAUUAUGUCGGAGAAGGGUUUAGCGGGCUCAUUCCAAGUUUGGUGGCAUUAGGACAAGGUGUUGGUGACGUUGAAUGUGUAAACCAGAGCUUCACAAAUACGACUACAAAUGUCACAAAAUUUAGCACAGGCGCAGUAUAUUUGGAACCAAAUUUUCUAGUGAAAUAUUUCUUUCUGUUUGUAUUUUCAAAGAUGGUGACGUGUGGAAUAGCGUUCGUGUUACUAAACAACUUGCCUCUCUGCAAAAGGGAAUAUGCAGAUCGAGAAUCCAAAAGUUCACAUUCAUAUGAUCUCUAUGAAGAAAUAAACAUGGUAAGGACUCAGAAGUUCGUUAGUGAAACAUACGAAAACGAAGAACCAGAACCAAGUGUUGAGCACCAUGCAACGGUCAUAAAGUUAUCAAAGUGUUCUUACCUUACACUUCUAAUUGUUAUUGCGUGGACGAAUGCACUGACGAACGGGGUUCUUCCGUCCAUCCAAACAUACGCCUGCUUGCCGUACGGUUCAGAAUCAUACCACCUAGCGGUUACACUCUCCCAGAUCGCCAACCCUGCCGCCUGCUUUCUUGCCUUGUUUAUCCUUGUCGUUUCCGGUACAGUCCUAGGCGCGGUCACACUUACCGAAAGUGCGGUGUCCACCUACAUUCUCGCCCUCGCUGUGUACAGUCCAGCUCCGCCGCUCGUCGAUUCAGCUGCAGGACCAGUAUUAGCGAUAACGACGGUAUUCCGUCACGCGGGCGGUCGCGGGCUGCUGUGGUGCGAAGCCGUCACUCAACUAGGGUCUGUACUCGGGGCCGCCGCCAUGUUUGUUGUUGUGAACAUCUACCAAGGGUUUAUGCAGAAGUAG